UACUAUUAACACCGUAGAAGAACCACUUGAAUAAACCAACCAAUCCCCACCCGUUAUUAUUCUCUCCGGCAAGUUCUCUCUCUCUCUCAUUAACUCAGAGUUGCCGGCGUAAAAUGCACGCCAAAACCGAUUCGGAGGUCACCAGCUUGGCACCGUCGUCGCCGGACCAUAACCGGCGGCCGGUGUACUACGUGCAGAGUCCCUCUCGCGACUCUCACGAUGGGGAGAAGACUACCAUGUCCUUCCACUCCACCCCAGUCCUCAGCCCCACCGGCUCUCCUCCCCACUCCUCCGUCGGCCGACAUUCCCGGGAGUCCUCCUCCACCCGCUUCUCCGGCUCCCUCAAGCCCGGUUCCAGGAAGGUGAACCCUAACGACGCCGGAUCCGGCGGGAAGGGGCAGAAGACGUGGAAGGAGUUCGCUGCGAUCGAGGAGGAAGGGCUUCUCGAAGAGAACGCCUCUCGCAGAUCCCAUCGCCGCUGCUACUAUUUCCUGGCCUUUGUUCUAGGCUUCUUCGUUCUAUUCUCCCUGUUCGCCCUAAUUCUCUGGGGCGCCAGCAAGCCCCAAAAACCUAAAAUCUCCAUGAAGAGUAUCACUUUCGAGAGCUUUGUAAUUCAAGCUGGUUCAGACCAUACCGGAGUGAGCACUGACAUGAUCUCCAUGAAUUCAACUCUGAAGUUUCUGUACCGAAACACCGCUUCAUUUUUCGGCGUCCAUGCUGCUUCCUCGCCAGUUGAUCUCUCCUACUCAGAAAUCAGAAUUGGUUCUGGAACUGUGAAGAAAUUCUAUCAACCAAGAAAGAGCCAGAGGACAGUAGCUGUGUCUGUGGAAGGGAAUAAGAUUCCACUGUACGGGAGUGGAGCAAGUUUGAGCACCAACGCGACGGGAACAAUAACCCAGCCAGUCCCACUGAAGCUGAACAUUGUGGUCGAGUCAAGAGCUUACGUAUUGGGAAAACUUGUGAAGCCCAAGUUCAACAAAAGGAUCGAGUGCUCUAUUGUUCUUGAUGCCGCCAAGCUCAACCGUCCCAUUUCCCUGAAGAGCGCGUGUUCAUACGAGUGACUAUGCCCGGGUGAAGUUUUCUUUUCCUCUCUUUAUUUACAGAAAAUGGCAAUGGUGUAUGAAUGAUUCAGGGCGGGUAAGUGUGUGGCGGCGGGUAUUUGGAAAUUUCCGGCAAACUCGGUUGUGCCGCCUCACCAUUGCCAUUGAUGGUUGGAAAUACAGCCCGGUUGAAGUUGGGUGUGAGUUGCUACAAGUAGAGUUAUUAUUAUAAAUAUGAUAUUCAUACCAGCACCUAUUACGGUGAUAUUUCGUUCAUAUUUGUAAUAUACUAAGUAUAUAUGUACUCCGUGUACCGCCAAUUUCUUGUAGUAUAAUGUGACAUUAUUUUAAUCAUAAAUGAAUAACUUUCCU
Messenger RNA from Cuscuta campestris, 1412 nucleotides. NCBI's taxonomy places the organism in Eukaryota, Viridiplantae, Streptophyta, Magnoliopsida, Solanales, Convolvulaceae. The record is from the annotation of a GenBank genome assembly.